AUGUCGGACCCUCCUCCACCGGACCCCGAUAUUGGGAACGAGGAAGCUCGAACCACUAAUUUUCUUGCAUUAAUGGAACCACUAACGGCUCCCGAUCUGGAGAAGUUCUCCAAGACCUUGGGGCUCGUCUUCCAAGGAUCAAAUCUGAAUGGAAAGAUAUGGGUGUUUGCUGAAGAAGGAGCAAGAUUCUGUGCUGAAUGCGACACGGAUCAAGUUCUCCAUGGCCGGGUUGAGUCCCCUCGCCUUGUGGGACACAUUGGCAUUUCAGCGGUUUAUGCUAAAUGCACAAGGGGCGAAAGGAUCCAUUUGUGGAACAAAAUGAGGGAAAUUGCACUGGCUACCGAAAGCUCGCCUUGGAUCAUUGGGGGAGACUUCAACACCAUCCUUUCGACGGGUGAUAGAGUUGGUAGUGACACUAACCGACAAGCUGAAAUGGUGGACUUUGCGGAGGCUAUCGAAGAUUGCAGAGUUCUUGAUCCGGGGUUCGAUGGCUCCGAAUUUACAUGGGCCAAGAAUGGCCUUUUCGAGAGGCUUGAUAGAGUAUUAGUGAAUGAACGUUGGGCACAAUGCUUUGAAGCGACUAGAGUAACAAACUUACCUCGGGUUUCAUCGGACCAUGGCCACGGGGCCGUUCCGCUUUCAAAAUAUGUGGGUUAG
This is a messenger RNA of Salvia splendens (bonfire salvia), 657 nucleotides long. RefSeq lists its product as uncharacterized. Lineage: Eukaryota; Viridiplantae; Streptophyta; Magnoliopsida; Lamiales; Lamiaceae. The coding region runs from base 1 to 657 and encodes 218 amino acids. The record is from RefSeq and is a predicted model, not a curated record. The transcript has a single exon. Gene Ontology annotation, molecular function: catalytic activity.